UCUGGAGGGGACAGACUGCUCAGUGGACUUUCAGGAUGGUGGAUAAAAAUAUUUACAUUGUCCAAGGUGAAAUCAGUACAGUGGUGGGUGCCAUAAAACGCAAUGCUCGAUGGAAUACUCACACACACUUGGAUGAAGAACGUGAUCCCCUGCUGCAUAGUUUUAGUCUCUUGAAAGAAGUACUAAAUAACAUAACAGAGCUUUCGGAAAUCGAGCCCAAUGUCUUUCUCCGACCCUUCCUGGAAGUUAUCCGUUCUGAAGACACUACAGGUCCCAUCACCGGGUUGGCCCUGACAUCUGUGAACAAGUUCCUCUCAUAUGCAUUAAUAGCUCCCAGCCAUGAGGGCACGGCUGAAGGAAUGGAGAACAUGGCGGACGCCGUCACACACGCCCGGUUUGUGGGCACCGACCCAGCGAGCGAUGAGGUCGUCCUGAUGAAAAUCCUGCAGGUUUUGAGGACCCUGCUGCUUACGCCUGUGGGAGCCCAUCUCACCAACGAGUCAGUGUGUGAGAUCAUGCAGUCCUGCUUCCGAAUAUGCUUUGAAAUGAGGCUCAGUGAGUUAUUGAGAAAAUCUGCAGAGCACACUCUGGUCGACAUGGUGCAGCUGCUCUUCACAAGAUUGCCUCACUUUAAGGAGGAGCCUAAAAGCUACGUGGGGGCUAACAUGAAGAAGAUUUCUCCAUGUCUCCUCAACAAACUGGAACUAAAUAGUGGGGAACAGCCCAAAACCCUGAACCAGUUAGAGAGGGUACUAUUCUUUAAGAAUCUGAAGCUGAAAAUGAGAGCAGGAGGAAUGAGUGAUUCAUCAAAAUGGAAAAAACAGAAAAGAUCCCCAAGGCCUCCUCGCCAUGCAACCAAGGUCUCUCCAGGGACAGAGCAACCAGCCACCAAUGGUACUCUUAUGGCCAGUAGCAUCACAGAUGGUGUUGCUUUUAUUGAUGCUCCUUCUCCCAUCUCAUCGGGAAGUUCAGAAAACACCUCCUCUGCUGUCAGCCCGGCCACAGAUAGUGGCUUGGAGUUGUCUUCCCAGACCACCUCCAAGGAAGAUCUUACAGACUUGGACCAGGUCAGCUCUUUGGGACUUAGUGCAGCAAUGCCUUCCAGUGAGCCCAGAACCAUUGAGCAUCCACACCAGCCUGAACGCCAGAACGAAGGUCUAAGAGUGGAGAAGAUGCAGUCGGCCUCCGUAGAGUCUAUCCCAGAGGUGCUGGAGGAGUGCACGUCUGUGGCAGAACAUUCGGACUCUGCCUCAGUGCACGACAUGGACUAUGUCAACCCCCGCGGAGUUCGCUUUACACAGUCCUCCCAAAAGGAAGGAACAGCGCUGGUCCCCUACGGCCUGCCUUGUAUCCGGGAGCUAUUCCGCUUCCUCAUCUCUCUCACCAACCCGCACGACCGGCACAACUCAGAAGUGAUGAUCCACAUGGGGCUGCAGCUGCUCACUGUUGCUCUGGAGUCUGCCCCUGUUGCAAAGUGCCAGUCUCUGCUGGGGCUUGUGAAAGAUGAGUUGUGUCGGCACCUUUUUCAACUGCUGAGUGUGGAGCGGCUCAGUCUGUACGCAGCCUCCCUCCGGGUAUGCUUCCUGCUCUUCGAGAGCAUGAGAGAGCACCUGAAGUUCCAACUGGAGAUGUACAUAAAGAAGCUGAUGGAGAUCAUCACUGUGGAGAACCCCAAGAUGCCCUAUGAGAUGAAGGAGAUGGCCCUGGAGGCCAUUGUUCAGCUGUGGAGGAUCCCCAGCUUUGUCACUGAGCUCUAUAUAAACUAUGACUGUGACUACUACUGCUCUAACCUCUUUGAGGACCUCACCAAACUGCUCUCCAAGAAUGCCUUUCCUGUUUCUGGACAGCUCUACACCACCCACCUGCUGUGUCUGGAAGCGUUGCUGACUGUGAUUGAUAGCACGGAAGCACACUGCCAGGCCAAAGUCCUGAGCAGCGUCCACCAGCAAGAGAAGGACGUGGUCAAACCCAGCACAGACACUGCCAGCAGCACCAAAGAACCAAGCACCGCCAAUGAGAGAAAGCUGAGUGAAGGGAAAGCUGCCGGCGUGAUCACAGAGCUGCCUGGGGCAUGCCCACCCACCAGUGGGUGCCUCAUGGCUGACCAGAUGAAGCAGGGCUGCCUGGAUUUGGAAGGAAGAAGCGAUGCAGCCGAGAAGAGCAGCCCCAGGAAGCCCACGCGGUUUUCCUGCCUCCUGCCCAGGACUCAGGAGCUGAUGGAAAUUAAGAGCAAAAAGAAGCUCCUGAUAACUGGCACAGAGCAGUUCAACCAGAAGCCAAGGAAAGGGGUACAGUUCCUGCAGGAGAGGAGCCUUCUGGCCACCCCCAUGGACAACAAUGAGGUGGCUCAGUGGCUGCGCGAGAACCCCCGUCUGGACAAGAAGAUGAUUGGGGAGUUUGUGAGCGACCGGAAGAACAUGGACCUGCUGGAAAGCUUUGUGGGGACUUUCAAUUUCCAAGGCUUGCGGCUGGAUGAAGCGUUACGGCUUUAUCUAGAAGCAUUUCGCUUACCGGGAGAGGCGCCUGUGAUUCAGCGGCUGUUGGAAGCCUUCACAGAACAUUGGCGGAAAUCCAAUGGCUCUCCGUUUGCUAACAGCGAUGCCUGCUUUGCCCUGGCCUACGCCGUUAUUUUGCUGAACACUGACCAGCAUAACCAUAAUGUCCGCAAGCAGAAUGUGCCAAUGACCCUGGAGGAAUUCCGGAAGAACUUGAAGGGGGUGAACGGAGGCAAAGACUUUGAACAGGACAUCCUGGAGGACAUGUAUCAUGCCAUCAAAAACGACGAGAUCGUGAUGCCAGAAGAGCAGACGGGCCUGGUGAAAGAAAACUACAUGUGGAAUGUACUCCUGCAUCGUGGGGCCACCGAGGAAGGCAUCUUCCUGCACAUGCCGCCAGGAAGCUACGACCAUGAUCUCUUCACGAUGACUUGGGGCCCCACGAUUGCAGCCCUGUCCUACGUUUUUGACAAGAGCUUAGAUGAAACAAUCAUCCAGAAGGCUGUCUCUGGCUUCAGGAAAUGCGCGAUGAUUUCAGCACACUACGGACUGAGCGACGUAUUUGACAAUCUCAUCAUUUCUCUCUGCAAGUUUACUGCCCUCAGCAGCGAGUCUGUCGAGACCCUGCCCAGCGGCUUUGGGAGCAAUCCCAAGGCCCACAUCGCAGCAAAGACGGUCUUUCACUUGGCUCAUCGCCAUGGCGACAUUCUACGGGAAGGCUGGAAAAACAUCAUGGAGGCCAUGCUGCAACUUUUCCGAGCGGAGCUGCUGCCCAAGGCCAUGGUGGAGGUUGAAGACUUUGUGGAUCCCAACGGUAAGAUCUCUCUGCAGCGGGAAGAGACGCCGUCUAACCGCGGGGAGUCCACCGUGCUGAGCUUCGUUAGCUGGCUCACGCUCAGCGGUGCAGAGCAGUCGGGCAUGCGGGGGCCGUCGACAGAGAACCAGGAGGCCAAGCGAGUGGCUCUGGAGUGUAUAAAGCAAUGUGACCCCGAGAAGCUGGUCACGGAGAGCAAGUUCCUCCAGCUGGAGUCCCUCCAGGAGCUCAUGAAGGCGCUGAUCUCAGUGACUCCCGACGAGGAGACGUACGACGAGGAGGACGCUGCCUUCUGCUUGGAGAUGCUGCUGCGGAUCGUACUGGAGAACAGGGACCGUGUGGCCUGCGUGUGGCAGGCAGUGCGAGAUCACCUCUAUCACCUGUGCGUCCAUGCUCUGGAAUUCUGCUUCCUGGUGGAGCGAGCGGUGGGGAGGCUGCUCCGGCUGGCCAUUCGGCUCCUGCGCCGGGAGGAGAUCAGUGCCCAGGUGCUCCUCUCGCUCCGGAUCCUGCUCAUGAUGAAGCCCAGCGUGCUGUCCCGAGUGAGCCAUCAGGUCGCCUACGGCCUCCACGAGCUCCUAAAGACCAACGCGGCCAACAUCCACUCUGGGGACGACUGGUACACGCUCUUCACCCUCCUGGAGUGUAUCGGCUCAGGGGUGAAGCCGCCCCCAGCCCUGCAGGUUCCAGCCAGGGCAGAUAACGACACAGGUGCUCAGUCCGACAGCGAGAUCUCCUCGUCCUACCACCCGAGCGACGUCAGCCUGGACCGCGGCUACACCUCCGAUUCCGAGGUGUAUGCUGACCACAGCAAGCAAGGCAAGAUGCAUCGCUCUGUGACCGACGUGGAUGUGAUGAACAGCGGCUGGCUGGUGGUGGGGAAGGACGACAUUGACAGCCCCAAGCCCGUGGCUGGCCUCAGCAGGCAGGGCCCAUCUCCGCUGGUGAACCAGUACAGCCUGACGGUGGGCCUGGACCUGGGCCCGCACGACACCAAGUCCCUCCUGAAGUGCGUGGAGUCCCUGUCCUUCAUCGUGCGGGACGCCGCCCACGUCACGCCCGAGAACUUCGAGCUCUGUGUCAAAGCCAUCCGCAUCUUCGUCGAGGCGAGCUUGAACGGAGGGUACAAGUCCCAGGAGAAGCGGGCCAAGAGCCAUAAGUACGAGGGCAAAUCCGGCCGGUUCAAGAAGAAGCCCAAAGAGAGGCGCUCGCGGGCCGCAAGCCAGCACCAGAGCCAUUCCCCCAGCGACGAGGAGGAGGACGAGAGCGUCCCUGCCAGCUACCACACGGUGUCUUUACAGCUGCUGGACCUGAUGCACACCCUGCACACGCGGGCCGCCGCCAUCUACAGCUCCUGGGCGGAGGAGCAGCGCCACCUGGAGGCUGCCGGGAGGAAGAUUGAAGCCGACUCGCAGACGCUGUGGUCCAACUGCUGGUGCCCCUUGCUGCAGGGGAUGGCCUGGCUGUGCUGUGACGCCCGGCGCCAGGUGCGGAUGCAGGCGCUGACCUACCUGCAGCGGGCGCUCCUCGUGCACGACCUGUGUUCCUGCAGCACCUCUCCCCGCUGCUCUCCUUGA
Molecule: messenger RNA, 4883 nt
Organism: Pelodiscus sinensis (Chinese soft-shelled turtle)
Lineage: Eukaryota; Metazoa; Chordata; Testudines; Trionychidae
Source: RefSeq, a predicted model, not a curated record